AUGGCCUCCACUGCAAACACAGUAUACGUUGUGACAGGUGCAAACAGAGGCCUCGGUCUCGGACUGACCAAACGGCUACUGGAACGCACUGCCACGACCAUCGUGGCCUCAGUGCGCAACCAGGACGCUGCCACAAGCCUUAGGUCAAACAUUGAAGGCAUUGUUAUUGGCCAAAAUAGCGCCCUCCAUAUUCUCGAACUGGACUUUUCAACUGCGAUAUCCCCCGAAGAGAUUGCACAGGUUUUCGCAUCAGCAGUUAGUACAGUGACGCAUAUCGAUGUGCUCAUCUGUAAUGCAGGAUUCGCAACACCCAUGACUCCAGCUCUUCUGACAUCGGCGGAAGACCUCCGUAAGUCGUUCGAGGUCAACACCAUCGCCCCACUCCUCGUGUUCCAGGCCUUCUGGCCACUCAUGCAGAGAUCGGAUUCUGCGCCCAAGCUCGUGGUCAUUUCCUCCUCUGUCGGUUCGAUCGCUGCUCAAGAGCCUGUUCCCGGUGGAGCAUAUGGUCCCAGUAAAGCAGCCUUGAACUGGCUUACCAAGGCUCUACAUGUUGAAAAUGAGAAAGAUGGCUUGGUUUCGUUUGCUCUGCAUCCUGGCUGGGUGCAAACGCGAGCGGGGGAUUUUGUUGCAAAGGAGUGGGGAUAUCCUGGUGGCCCACCCUUGACUGUUGAGGCAAGUGUCAAGGGAAUGCUUGGUGUUAUUGACAAUGCUACAAGGGAAAAUGUGUCAGGAAAGUUCAUAUCGCUAACUGGAGAUAUUUUGUCGUGGUAG
This is a messenger RNA of Penicillium robsamsonii, 771 nucleotides long. Its product is annotated as SDR family oxidoreductase. The transcript has a single exon. Lineage: Eukaryota; Fungi; Ascomycota; Eurotiomycetes; Eurotiales; Aspergillaceae. The record is from RefSeq and is a predicted model, not a curated record. The coding region runs from base 1 to 771 and encodes 256 amino acids.